This is a messenger RNA of Megalops cyprinoides (Indo-Pacific tarpon), 1642 nucleotides long. Its product is annotated as myeloid-associated differentiation marker-like protein 2. Lineage: Eukaryota; Metazoa; Chordata; Actinopteri; Elopiformes; Megalopidae. Gene Ontology annotation, cellular component: membrane. The transcript has a single exon. The record is from RefSeq and is a predicted model, not a curated record. The coding region runs from base 42 to 950 and encodes 302 amino acids.
GGGUUGGGGAAGGACACCCAGGCCCAGAAGAGAGUCUGGACAUGGAUCCCCACGGGGGUCACUACCUGAACAAGGCGGCGGUACUGUCCGCCCUGGGAGCGGCCCGGAUGUGCCAGCUUCUCCUGAGCUGCACCACGGUGAGCCUGGUGGCGCACCAGGCUGGCUACAGCGCCACCUACGGGACCUUCUGCAUGUUCGUGUGGUGCUUCUGCUUUGCCGUGACGCUGGUGGUGUUCGUGCUGGACGUCACCCGCCUGCACGGCUGCAUGCCCAUCUCCUGGGACAACUUCACGGUGGCCUAUGCCAUGCUGGCCACCCUCAUGUACGUCACGGCCUCCGUGGUCUACCCCGUCUACUUCCUGCGGCCCGAGUGUCCGUCCGAGGGCUGCGAGGUGCGGAAUUACCGCAUCGCCGUCACCGUCUGCUCCUCCGUCUGCUGCUUCGCCUACGGCGCCGAAGUCUUCCUCACCCGGGCCAAGCCGGGCCGGGUGGUGGGCUACAUGGCCACGAUGUCGGGCCUGCUCAAGGUGGUCCAGGCCUUCGUGGCCUGCAUCAUCUUCGGCGCCCUGGCCAACGACAGCGAGUACAACCGGCACAUCCCCACGCAGUACUGCGUGGUGGUGUACAGCCUCUGCUUCGCGGUGACCGUGGUGGUGGUGGCGCUGACCGUCUCCGGCCGCACCUCGGCCCUCCGCUUCCCCUUUGACCGCUUCGUGGUGGUCUACACCUUCCUGGCCGUGCUGCUGUACCUGAGCACGGCUGUGGUCUGGCCCGUGUUCAGCUUCGACAAGAAGUACGGCACGCCCACGCGGCCGGAAGGGUGCCCGCGGGGGAAGUGCCCGUGGGACAGCAAGCUGGUGGUGGCCGUCUUCACCCACGUCAACCUGGUGCUCUACUUCACCGACCUGGUCUACUCUCAGAGGAUCCGCUUCGUAUCCCAGCAGCCCUGAGCCCCACGAUCCCACCCUACGCCCACCCCGCUGGACCCCCACCCUCCUCCCACCGCACGGGAACUCGUGCAGCCUGCCUCGGCCCUUCCCUGGCGGUCGCAGUGGGAGACGCCCCUUGUCAGCCUUGCUACACACCAUCUGAGAGGACCUAAACUUCAGGAAACCGCCUUGCACACUGGCACAUUCACAUGGGUUCAGUUUACACUCUUUAACUGAGACUCCAUUCAGGCCUCAGUCACUGUGGAUCAGGGGAAAAACAGGGCACCGCCCGCUGAGGCUUGGAAUGAUGCCGUUCUCUCAGUGACAUGGGAGUUGGAUGUGUGAACCCGUCCCCUCGCCCUCCGGAGCCAACACCCACCCCGCCCUGUCCCAUCGCCUGCAGGGAGGCGGAGCCAGGCCAGGAAGUUGAACCCAGCAGACCGUAAUUCCAUGAUCCUCGAGGAAAAAUCUGAGGAACCUGUAUGGCAAAAACACAGACCGUCCUUUCCUUACUGUACAGGUGAAGCAGGUUUGCCACCUCCUCCUCUCUCCAGGGCUUCCGAUUCUCUGCCCCUCCUCUGUCCUCUAGAGACAGAGGCUUACCUCCAACAACAGAGGAAGUCACAGAACAUGGAUGAUUACCUAACAAAGUAUUAAUCUGCAUAAACUAAUUCAUCCGUUUAUGCUUUAUUUAUUGUAUUUAUUGUAAGUGC